Trichoderma asperellum CBS 433.97 is the source of this 951-nucleotide messenger RNA. RefSeq lists its product as uncharacterized. Lineage: Eukaryota; Fungi; Ascomycota; Sordariomycetes; Hypocreales; Hypocreaceae. The record is from RefSeq and is a predicted model, not a curated record.
CAUUCUUCUAUAUCGACUCUACCUGAGAGACACGCAAAUCAAGACUAUCAAAACUGCACUUACAACGGCUGAAUACUUCAUUCUUCACUUGGCCAACAUGAAGGGAUUCAUACUGAGGCUCGUCUUUUUACUCGUCAUGGCGAUUUCUCCUCUGGUAUCAGCAAUCAGAGUUCCCAAGAAGCUCCGCGACGGCGUCUACGAAAUCAGCACCAGGAAGUUCGUGCGCAGCAAACCCUACUACGUCGCCCACUACGACAUGGAAAUGUACAGCGCCGUCAAUCUCACCGCCAAGGACAACGACGACCGAGGCCCCCUCGUCAGCACCCGCCACCGCUGCUCCAAGGUGGCCGCAGGGCACGACUCCUUCAACGUCACGGCCGCGAGGGCCAUGCUGAGCAACUGGUGCGCCAUGUACAAGCCUCGCGUCCGGAGCGUCGUCGUCGCGGUGCAGGGCGACGAGGUGUGGUACAUGUGCACCUACAAGAGGAAGCACCGCUCUCCUGCGCUGCCCGAGAUACCGCAGUCGUGUGCCCGCGAGGAGAUUGACAUGGUGUCGGACCGGUUUGACCGCUGGUGCGGCCAGGAUAAGAUUGCCGCGGUCGACAUUGACGACUGGACCCUCACGUAUGGAAGGACGCAGAGGGAGGUGUCGUUCUGCAGGAAGCAGAAGUUUCGGGGCACCUGGCUGGAGAGAAAGCUGAGUGGUAUCAAGGGCGGGCCUGGUCCGGAGGAGGAUGGUUCAGAGGAGGAGGAGGAGUAACUAAUAGAAGAGGGAGAGCGGAUAAAAGGGGGGGAAGAGUGGGAAGAGAGGAUGACUGAUGGUGAGAUGGCAAGAUGGUGAGAGGGUUGGAUGAAAUUGAUUUACGAUGGUGCAUAUGUGCGUUGUGCAUAUUUGUACGGUUAGGUGGCUCAUGGACUUUUAUUUUUCUUAAUAAACAACAAAUGAUGAGA